AUGCUGGGUCAAGGUAAGAAUAUCUGGCAGGCUGAGAUUGAUGCUGCUGCCGAACUGGCUGAUUUCUCCCGGCUUAACUGCAACACUGCUCUCGGAGGAAGUUUGGUCUCUGGCCCUGCGUUGAUGGGCAAUGUCGUUUUGUGGAAGCCCUCACCAUCAAACAUUUACGCUAGCACUUUGGUUUACAAUAUUCUUCUGGAAGCUAGUCUGCCUCCUGAUGUUGUCCAGUUCGUCCCUGGCGACGCAAAGGAGGUUACAGACGUAGCUCUAUCUCAUCAUGACUUUGCCGGUCUGAAUUUCAUCAGAUCGUCAGAUGUGUUCAGGUCUCUCUAUGCAAAGAUUGGCGAGGGCAUUGGCAAGAAGACUUACCGCGAGUUCCCCAGAAUAGUCGGAGAAACAAGUGGCAAGAAUUUCCAUCUCAUCCAUAACUCCGCCGACAUCCCAAGCACUGUCAACCAUACCAUUCGUGGCGCCUUCGAGUACCAAGGCCAGAAGCGCUCUGCCACUCGGCUAUAUCUUCAAGAGUCCCGUGCAGAGGAAUUCCUAGCGACGCUGAAAGCUGGAAUUUAG
Molecule: messenger RNA, 570 nt
Organism: Aspergillus tanneri
Lineage: Eukaryota; Fungi; Ascomycota; Eurotiomycetes; Eurotiales; Aspergillaceae
Gene: ALDH4A1
Product: Delta-1-pyrroline-5-carboxylate dehydrogenase, mitochondrial
Exons: 2
Coding region: 1-570 (189 amino acids)
Cellular component (GO): mitochondrial matrix
Molecular function (GO): L-glutamate gamma-semialdehyde dehydrogenase (NAD+) activity
Source: RefSeq, a predicted model, not a curated record